Messenger RNA from Sitophilus oryzae (rice weevil), 778 nucleotides. RefSeq lists its product as uncharacterized. The coding region runs from base 115 to 660 and encodes 181 amino acids. The transcript is spliced from 3 exons. The record is from RefSeq and is a predicted model, not a curated record. Gene Ontology annotation, biological process: transcription elongation by RNA polymerase II. Gene Ontology annotation, cellular component: nucleus. Lineage: Eukaryota; Metazoa; Arthropoda; Insecta; Coleoptera; Curculionidae. Gene Ontology annotation, molecular function: transcription elongation factor activity.
AUUGACAACCAAAAUAUAACCUAACAUUUUUUGUCAUUUUUAAUUUUUAAAAGAUUUUAUAUGUUGUUUUAGUUAAGUUUAAUAUUAAUUGGAUAAUUAAUUAUUUAAUUAAUAAUGGAGUCUAAAAAUAUAAAGAAACUUAGUCUUAUGGAAUUACAUGAAUCUCUAGAUCGCGUCAGUGCUCUACUAAAGAAAACUGUUUUUAUUAGUAACUUGCCAGAUAAAGGGAAACAUCUUCAAGAAACUAAAAUAAAGUUGGAAAAGGAAAUUGCUUUUCAUGAGAAUUUAGAAUUGACUAAUAAAUUAUUAACAAAUAUGUCCAUACAUUCCGAUGGUAAUAAGGUGACAUAUCAAGCUAAAAUAUGUUCAAUUGAAAAGAAUCCGCCCAAGGAGCGUUUUAAACCUCACGUUACGAUAAAGAACACAUCAUCUGAUCAUAAAGUACAGUCAAUCGACCUGCAAAGUUCUUUGGAAUUGCAAGUAAAACAACAGGAGAGAGUUAAGGCUGAGCAAAAAGUGAACCUCAGUAUUGCUAAGAAAUAUACUGAAGAUAAUUCCGGAGAUAACUCUGAGGAUUCCGAUGAAGAGAGUAGUUGUAGCGAGCUAGAAGAUAGAUCACAUAAGGAAGCUAUAGAAAAUGAAAUUAAAGAUGAAACUUGAUAUACUUUGGAAUUUUAUAUUAUCAUCAAAUUUUCUGAGUAUUUGUCUAUUGAGAGUUAAGUACCUAUCAUGUCUGAAUUGUUUCCUAUUUUGUUAAUAAAGUAUAUUCAUACUCUAA